Molecule: messenger RNA, 4902 nt
Organism: Bombyx mori (domestic silkworm)
Lineage: Eukaryota; Metazoa; Arthropoda; Insecta; Lepidoptera; Bombycidae
Product: chitin synthase chs-2
Exons: 24
Coding region: 252-4841 (1529 amino acids)
Cellular component (GO): cell periphery; cell septum
Molecular function (GO): chitin synthase activity
Source: RefSeq, a predicted model, not a curated record
UGAUAUUGUAUGAUAACAUUGAAUUAAAAUUCAAUCGCAAUCACGACAAAUUUAAUGCGAUCUGUGAUAAACAAUAAUUUUUUUGAUCAAGUUGCGAUAUUUUUUGUUAUGACCAUUAUUUCAUAUGACGAAUAAAGAAGGUACUUUUUUGAUAUUUGCAAAGUUGACUUCCCUAUGAUAACACUUUCUAUUCAUUAAAUAUUGUGAAAAUCAGUGCUUUGUGGAUUAUGGUUUUCGAUGUUAAAUAAGACAUGGUUGCCACGGCGCCCUCGUUCAAACAAGUAAUCGACGACUCUGAUGAGUCGGACUCUGAAAAUACACGUUACUAUGAAGAUAUUGAUGAAUUAGACCAUCGAACUGCACAAGAUACAAAAGGAUGGAACUUAUUUCGCGAAAUCCCCGUGAAGAAGCAGAGUGGGUCGAUGGCCUCAACCAAAUGGAUCGACAUAAGCGUCAAAUUAUUGAAACUCCUAGCUUAUAUACUAGUGUUCGUUGCAACACUAGGAUCUGCUGUUAUAGCAAAAGGAACGCUACUUUUUAUCACGUCGCAACUGAAAAAAGAUCGACAAAUCACGCAUUGCAAUAAGCUUCUUGCUUUAGAUCAACAAUUUGUAACGGUUUUGACAUUAGAAGAAAGAAUAACAUGGCUUUGGGCAGCAGCAAUAGUGUUUUGUGUACCAGAAUUGGGCACAUUUGUGAGAUCAGUCAGGAUUUGUUUUUUUAAGACGCACCACAAACCUUCAGUAUCUCAGUUCGUUAUUGCUUUUACCAUAGAAACGUUACAUACAAUCGGAAUCGCCAUUUUGUUACUGAUCAUUUUACCCGAACUGGACGUGGUGAACGGCGCCAUGUUGAUGAACGCUAUGUGUAUAAUACCGGGAAUUUUGAAUGCAUUCUCGAGAGAUCGAACCGAUUCACGUUAUUCUAUAAAAUUGAUAAUUGACGUGCUGGCCAUAUCCGCUCAGGCGACUGCUUUUGUGGUAUGGCCUAUGUUAGAUGGUAAACCGGUACUUUGGUCAAUACCGGUAGCUUGCCUGUUGGUGUCCCUGGGCUGGUGGGAGAAUUACGUCGGCAGCUGCCAUCGGAAUUCCUCGUAUGUAAUGUAUCAUUUACAACUAUUGAGAGAAAAUCUCAAAAAGACUCGUUAUUAUACGCACAGGAUCCUACCGCUCUGGAAAAUUACAUUAUUUUUCAUUUGUGUCUUGAUAUCGUUACAAGUACAAGGUGAUAAUGCGUUUUCAUUUUUUGAAUUAACACGAGAUGCUUUUGGUGAGCGAUUGUACGUGGUCAAUGAGGUCCAAGUGCUACUCAGCGAUGCCAAUGACGGCUUAGACUAUACCUUGACCGGCAAGACGUUAGAGCUGCCAGUUUAUUGGUCUACAUCUCUCUGGGUGGCCGCUAUUCAAGUUACAGCAGCGUAUUUCUGUUUUGGAGCCGCCAAAUUUGCUUGUAAAAUUCUUAUUCAAAAUUUUAGCUUCACAUUUGCUCUGACACUCGUCGGACCGGUUGCUAUAAAUCUCCUUAUAUUCCUUUGCGGCUUGAGAAACGCGGACCCGUGUGCGUUUUACGGAACAAUUCCCGAUUAUUUGUUCUACGAAAUUCCUCCAGUGUACUUCUUACGUGAGUACAUCGGACGUCAAAUGGCGUGGGUGUGGUUGCUAUGGCUCAUGUCCCAAGCGUGGAUCGUUGGGCAUACUUGGCUGCCACGAUGUGAGCGUGUCGCUGCUACCGACAAAUUGUUCGCCAAACCUUUGUACAACGGGGUUUUGAUAGAUCAAUCGCUCCUAUUGAAUAGAACCAAAGAUGAUGAUGCCGAUAUUGGGUUUGAGAAUUCUAAAGACGCCGACAAUGUAUCCAUAGCCAGUUCGGAAAAAGACAUGAGUGACAUGACUGAUAUUAAACCAAGCGACAGCAUCAGCAGAAUUUACAUAUGUGCGACCAUGUGGCACGAAACAAAAGAUGAAAUGGUUGAUUUCUUAAAGUCUAUUUUGAGACUCGACGAGGACCAGAGUGCUCGCAGAGUUGCUCAGAAGUACUUAGGAAUCAUUGAUCCUGAUUACUAUGAGUUGGAGUGUAACAUUUUCUUUGACGAUGGUUUUGAAAUAUCUGAUCACAGCGCGGACGACUCUCAAGUGAAUCGUUUUGUGAAGUGUCUAGUGGACACUAUAGACGAAGCGGCCUCAGAAGUCCACCUCACGAACGUUAAGCUUCGUCCUCCUGUGAAAAUACCGACUCCAUAUGGCGGCAGAUUGGUCUGGACUAUGCCAGGAAAAAAUAAAAUUAUUUGUCAUUUGAAAGACAAAUCGAAAGUUCGACACAAAAAACGUUGGUCGCAGGUUAUGUACAUGUACUACAUCCUCGGUCACCGUUUGAUGGACCUGCCGAUAUCCGUUAACCGCAAGGAGGUUAUAGCCGAGAACACGUAUCUACUAGCCCUGGAUGGCGACAUCGAUUUCAAGCCGAGCGCAGUGACGUUGCUCAUCGACUUGAUGAAGAAAGACAAGAACUUGGGAGCCGCGUGCGGCCGCAUCCAUCCAGUCGGCUCAGGUUUCAUGACGUGGUAUCAGAAGUUUGAAUACGCGAUCGGUCACUGGCUUCAAAAGGCCACCGAACACAUGAUCGGCUGCGUGCUCUGUAGUCCCGGAUGCUUCUCGCUGUUCAGAGGAAAGGCUCUGAUGGACGACAAUGUCAUGAAGAAAUACACACUGACUUCCCAUGAAGCGAGGCAUUACGUGCAAUACGAUCAAGGUGAGGACCGUUGGCUUUGCACACUGCUCCUUCAGCGCGGGUACCGGGUUGAAUAUUCAGCCGCAUCUGACGCGUACACGCAUUGUCCAGAGCUUUUCGGAGAAUUUUAUAACCAGCGACGACGAUGGGUUCCCUCGACCCUGGCGAACAUCUUUGAUUUGCUUGCAGAAUAUAAGCGCACCGUUAAAGUGAAUGAUAAUAUCUCCACACUGUAUAUCGUUUAUCAGACCUUACUUAUGAUCGGCACUAUACUGGGUCCCGGUACCAUCUUCCUCAUGAUGGUCGGUGCAAUGAACUCUGUGACCGGUAUGAGUAACAUGCAAGCUUUAAUACUGAACCUAAUACCGAUAGGCAUAUACGUUGCGGUCUGUUUGACUUGCAAAUCUGAAAUACAGCUCAUGUUCGCUAAUAUGAUCACAUGCGUGUAUGCAAUGAUAAUGAUGUUAGUGAUAAUUGGUAUAGCGCUACAGAUCGUCGAAGAUGGUUGGUUAGCGCCAUCUAGUAUCUUCACGGUUGCAACGUUUGGUCUCUUCUUCGUAACGGCCGCGCUUCAUCCCCAAGAGAUCAGUUGUUUGAUGUACAUUUGCAUCUACUACAUUACAAUUCCGAGCAUGUAUUUGUUGUUGAUUGUUUACUCUUUGUGCAAUCUCAACAAUGUUUCGUGGGGUACUCGAGAAAUCGAACAAAAGAAAACUCCUAAGAUGUUAGAGAUGGAGAAGAAACUUGCGGAGGAAGCAAAGAAGAAAAUGGACAGCCAGAAUAUAUUGAAAAAGUUUGGACUUGCAGACGAGACGUCGGGUACAUUGGAGUUCGGUAUCGCCGGUUUGUUCCGGUGCAUGUGCUGCACCAACCCGAAGGAUCACAAGGACGACCUGCACUUACUGCAGAUCGCCAACUCCAUUGAGAAAAUUGAAAAGAAAUUGUUGGCACUCGGUGCAACUGAAAUGUCAGAGUCCCCUCCACCGCGUCGUCGUUCGUCGAUGGGCCUGCGUCGGGACUCGCUCGACAUGUUGCAAGAAUAUCCGGACAGUGAAGCGUCCGUUGAUUUACCACGGGAAGAUCGCGACGAUCUAAUCAAUCCAUAUUGGAUCGAAGACCCGGACCUGCAGAAGGGCGAAGUGGACUUCUUGACGACGGCCGAGAUCAGAUUCUGGAAGGACAUGAUUGACGUUUACUUGAGGCCCAUCGAAGAAAAUAAAGAAGAAAAGGCACGCAUUGAGAACGAUCUGAAGAAGCUUCGCGACACAACGGUGUUCGCGUUCGUCAUGUUGAACUCUUUGUUCAUACUCGUCAUAUUCUUGUUGCAACUCAAUCAAAAUCUGCUGCACUUCCGAUGGCCGCUCGGACAGAAAGUCUUCAUCGAAUACGACAAUGAGAAUAACGUUAUCAACAUCGAGCAAGAAUACCUGACCUUGGAGCCUAUCGGGUCGAUUUUCUUGAUAUUCUUCGGCACCGUAUUGAUGAUUCAGUUCGUCGGCAUGUUGUUCCAUCGAUUGGGCACGUUAACACAUUUGCUGUCAACCGUACAUCUCAACUGGUACUUUACUAAAAGGGCCGGCGAAAUGUCAGAAGACGCUCUACUGGAGAAGCACGCUAUCGAAAUAGCGAAAGAUCUACAGAAGUUGAACACAGACGACCUGGACAGACGCGGCAUCGACGAGUCAAAUCUCUCCCGAAGGAAAACGCUGCAUAACCUGGAGAAGUCGCGUCACACGAAACAGAGCGUGAUCAACUUGGACGCCAACUUCAAGAGGCGGCUCACCAUACUGCAGCAGGGUGAUCCGAAUGUAGCAACUCGCAUUCCAUCGCUGGGCGCCAAUGACGCAACACGUCGCGCGACUCUACGAGCUCUCAAGACCAGAAGAGACUCUCUGCUGGCCGAGAAGAGAAGAUCGCAGUUGCAAAACGCCCGGGACUCCGCCUCCGGGUAUCUGUACGACCUGCCCAAAGGAACGAUGAACGAUAUGGGAGGUCGCGCUUCUACGACGAGCACGUACAUCAACAAGGGAUACGAACCGGCAUUCGACAGCGACGAUGACGAGGGACCGCACCCGAGAAGGAGCACUGUGCGCUUCAGGGAAAACUACGGAUGAUGUUUAUCCAAACGAAAAACGCCUUUAUAUUUAUUACUCAAUAAAACAGUUUUCAUUGCAA